Molecule: messenger RNA, 324 nt
Organism: Meloidogyne enterolobii
Lineage: Eukaryota; Metazoa; Nematoda; Chromadorea; Rhabditida; Meloidogynidae
Source: the annotation of a GenBank genome assembly
UAUAUGUCUCUUACCAAUUCUUUAAAAAAAUUACAACGUAAGGAAGAGCUUGAGAAAGAUUUUGUGGAAAGCGGGGAAAGAGAUAGAGUUGAAGAAAUUGUUGUGAGACGUUUAGAAGAAACUGGAUGGACACAACAAGUGGAAGGGAUGUGUAGAGAGUAUAUUUCAAAAAAUGGAUGUGAACGAAUUGAACUAAAAAAGAUGGUAGACGAAUUGAAAGAUAAUUCAAGAAAAAUUGUCCCAGAUGAAGUUAAACGUGAAUUGAUGAAACUUAUUCAAGACUUUGUGAACAGUAAAACAGGGGAGGAAGGUGGAGGAGAUUAA